CCACGAUCCACGACUUUACCUUUCGUCACAACCUCCCCCAUCCCCACUUGUCACUAUGUAUGACGCCCUCGUCCUCGGCGCCGGAGUGUACGGCCUGACCAUUGCGACUGAGCUGUCGAACCGCGGCCUCAAGGUCGCCGUCGUCGCGCGCGACCUCCCCGAAGACGAGUAUAGCACGGGCUUCGCUAGCCCAUGGGCCGGCUGUAACUGGUGCACGUUUGAGGAGCGCGGCGACACUCCCGCGGCCGAGUGGGACGCCAUCACCUUCAAGUUUCUCGGCCGCCUGGCGCAGGAGCACCCCAACCUCUGCCGCCGCAUUCCCUUCUGGGACCUGUGGAACGCGAAGAAGGCGACGCCGUGGUACAAGGGGCUGGUGUUUAAUCUCGAGGAUGUAGACGCCACGCCUUCGAAGCCGCUACCGGGCGGCUUCCCCCACGGCGUCAAGUACGAGUCCUACAUCUUGCACGCGCCAAACUACCUGAAGCACUUGGCUGCUGGUCUGCGCGCGCGCGGCGUGCCGCUCAUCCGCCGCCGCCUCGCGUCGCUCGACGAGGCCUACGACCUGCCCGAGACGGGCAGCGUCGACCUGGUGGUCAACGCGCUCGCGCUCGGCAACAAGUCGCUCCUCGGUGUGGAAGACGACAAAAUGUAUCCCGCGCAGGGCCAAACGGUGCUCGUCAAAGCGCCGCUGGUGAACACAUGCACGAUGGCGACCGGGACGGUUGACAAAGCGGGCCCGGCGAGUGAGUCGGCGUCGGCUGUCCGCGCGCUCUGCCUCGCGGUCGCGGACGCCGAAGCCACGCUCGGGCAACCAAACCUGACAGCAGGCGCGGACAAGGCGUCCGCCGACGCGAUCGCGUACAUCAUCCCGCGCCCCGGACCGGAAGGACACGUCGUGUGCGGCGGCACCUUCAACAAGAACAACUACAGCACGCUGCCGUCGCUGCGCGAGGCCGAGCGCAUUUUGCAGGCCUGUUUCGCGCUCGACCCCCUCCUCGCCGGCCCGGGGCCGGGCAAGACGUGGCGCGACAUCGAGGUCGUCGCGCACAACGUCGGCCUGCGCCCCGCACGCGAAGGCGGGGUGCGCCUCGAGCUCGAGAAGCGGACCGUCGGCGGCGCGGGUGCAGCCCUCGCCCCCAAGUCGCGCGCGACGGGCGCGCGCAACGUCGCAGUCGUGCAUGCCUACGGGCCCGGCGGGACGGGAUACCAGUCCAGCGUGGGGCUCGCGCAGAAGGCCGCGGACAUUGUCGUCGGGCAUCUCCGCGCCGUGCCCGCUGCAUCGCGGCUUUAACUUGCAAGGCGAGGGGAUGCAUUGUUCAUGUCAGGGGUGAUUGGAAGAGUGGGCAAUUGGGCGGGCAGCAAGCGGUGACGAAAACACCCUCGGGAUAGCGGAAAUACUGGGGGGUUGCGGGACGGCGGGUUAGUCACCGCCGUUGCUUCUUCGCUUUCUCUGGGAGAUGCACAUGGACUCAGGUGCGCUGCUGUCGUAUGGUUGUGAUCUUGGCCUGAUAACGCAUCCCUCGUAUGCCGUGAUGCCCAUGCCAUGCACGAGGUUG
This is a messenger RNA of Cutaneotrichosporon oleaginosum, 1556 nucleotides long. Lineage: Eukaryota; Fungi; Basidiomycota; Tremellomycetes; Trichosporonales; Trichosporonaceae. The record is from RefSeq and is a predicted model, not a curated record.